AUGCUCGUGUGGAAACUGUGGGUUGAAGGGAGAGCAAUAGAAGUAUCUGAGGAAGAUUUGUUGGAAGAGACAUGUGUCGUCUCAGAGGUUUGGAGAUGUAUACAUGUGGCUUUGCUUUGUGUACAACAGAAACCAGAAGACAGACCAAACAUGGCUUCUGUUGUCUUGAUGUUUAGGAGUGAUGGUUCUUUCCCUCACCCGAAACAGCCCGAAUCUUUAAUGGAGUUAUAUCACUGA
This is a messenger RNA of Thlaspi arvense, 237 nucleotides long. NCBI's taxonomy places the organism in Eukaryota, Viridiplantae, Streptophyta, Magnoliopsida, Brassicales, Brassicaceae. The record is from the annotation of a GenBank genome assembly.